AGUCAAGCCGUUUCACGCACCAGUUCUUCCGCGUCGCUGGACGAAUAAAAGACAGUUCAGUUCAUCUCAAACAUAAGUUAAUUAAUCGUUGAUAUUUGAAUUUUCGAACGUGACAAUGUAUACACAAACACGUCAACAAACAUUAGACGAUGAGAAAAUAGAAAAUAACAGCUUUUUCCUUAGCAGUUCGCCUCCAGAUAAGCCGAAACUGAUUCAUGGCGGGAAUUAUAUCAAAGAAGGCAGAGAUUCAGCUAAAAGCACUUGCUUAAUUUUUUCUCCGAAAGAAGAAGAUGAAGUUGGUUCGCUGGGAAAAUAUCUUCAACUCUUCGCGAAACACAAAGUAAAUCUCUUGCACAUUGAAUCCAGAAGUUCUCUUCGACGACCAGGUUAUGAGUUUAUGGUGGACUGUGCACCAGGAGGUAAUAUAGCUUCUGCAAUUGAAGCUUUACGAGAUCAAUGUAGCUACUUUUCGAUAAUUUCCAGAAAUCACAAAGACAAUAUGAAUACAGUACCAUGGUUUCCGAGGAGAAUACGCGAUCUCGAUAAAUUUGCUAAUCAAAUUUUGUCUUAUGGCGCUGAACUUGACAGUGAUCAUCCUGGUUUUACGGAUCCUGUAUAUAGAAAAAGAAGGAAAUAUUUUGCAGACAUUGCUUAUCAUUACAAACACGGACAACCUAUCCCAAAAGUGGAAUACACGCCUGAAGAAAUAGCUACAUGGGGAGUAGUCUUCAAAAGCUUGACUAAGCUUUACCCAAAAUACGCGUGCAGAGAGCAUAACCACGUUUUUCCACUGCUUGUUGAAAAUUGCGGCUACCGAGAAGACAACAUACCUCAACUAGAAGAUAUAUCCAAUUUCUUGAAAGACUGUACCGGCUUUACACUUCGCCCAGUGGCAGGACUAUUGUCCUCACGUGAUUUUUUAGCUGGAUUAGCCUUUAGAGUGUUUCACAGCACGCAAUACAUACGACACAACAGUAAACCACUUUACACUCCAGAACCGGAUGUGUGCCAUGAGAUUUUGGGUCAUGUGCCACUCUUCGCCGAUCCAGCUUUUGCACAAUUUUCACAAGUUAUUGGUUUAGCAUCUCUUGGUGCUCCAGAUGAAUAUAUAGAGAAACUUGCAACGUGUUUUUGGUUCACGGUAGAAUUCGGAAUAUGUCGUCAAAAUGGAGAAUUAAAAGCAUACGGAGCUGGUCUACUCUCAUCUUUCGGCGAAUUAGAAUAUUGUUUGAGCAGCAAGCCAGAGCUUCGACCUUUCGACCCACCGAAGACUGCAUUGCAGAAAUAUCCGAUAACGGAAUAUCAACCCGUAUACUAUGUUGCUGAGGAUUUUGAGGACGCAAAAGAAAAGAUGACAAAAUUUGCUCAAAGCAUACCAAGAAAAUUUGGAGUGAGAUACGAUCCUUAUACACAGAGUAUCAGUAUUAUUGACAGCAAACAACAAGUAGAAGCUCUUGUAAAUAAUGUGAAUCAGGAAAUAGAAAUUUUGAUGGACGCAUUGAAGAAAUUGCACCAUUAAAAUCAGUUUUAUUCUAUAUUAUUUUUACAUAAUGUAUGUAGAUAUAUAUACAUAUACUAAAAUAAUAUCACAAUUUAUGUAUGUACUUUUAAUGAAAUAUUAUUGUAUUGUUAUGUUGUAGAAGUAAUAUGUUUUUAUUAAAAUAAUUAAUAAAAAAAUAAAGAAAAUAUUUUAUAAAAAUAAACGCUUUGCUUUAUUUUUUAAUUUCAAAAUAUUAAUUAUUAAUAAAUAUUAUACAUUAUGUCUUUUAAUUCCUUGUUAGCAAGAAAGUAGCAAAGUAGCAAAAUUUAUACAAUUGUUUACAAAAA
Molecule: messenger RNA, 1827 nt
Organism: Monomorium pharaonis (pharaoh ant)
Lineage: Eukaryota; Metazoa; Arthropoda; Insecta; Hymenoptera; Formicidae
Gene: Hn
Product: protein henna
Exons: 8
Coding region: 116-1519 (467 amino acids)
Biological process (GO): L-tyrosine biosynthetic process; L-phenylalanine catabolic process
Molecular function (GO): phenylalanine 4-monooxygenase activity; iron ion binding
Source: RefSeq, a predicted model, not a curated record